This is a messenger RNA of Cyclopterus lumpus (lumpfish), 1184 nucleotides long. It is a transcript of the gene dnd1, whose product is annotated as DND microRNA-mediated repression inhibitor 1. Gene Ontology annotation, biological process: negative regulation of miRNA-mediated gene silencing; mRNA stabilization. The coding region runs from base 48 to 1184 and encodes 378 amino acids. NCBI's taxonomy places the organism in Eukaryota, Metazoa, Chordata, Actinopteri, Perciformes, Cyclopteridae. Gene Ontology annotation, cellular component: nucleus; cytoplasm. The record is from RefSeq and is a predicted model, not a curated record. The transcript has 5 exons. Gene Ontology annotation, molecular function: mRNA binding.
UACAGAGUGGCGUCACGGUCCGAGCGAGCACAACACCGGCGGAGACGAUGGACAGCAAGCAGAGCCAGGUGCUGAACCUGGAGCGGGUGCAGGCGCUGGAGACUUGGCUGAAAUCGACCAAUACAAAGCUGACUCAAAUUAAUGGCCAGAGGAAGUACGGAGGACCCCCCGAGGUGUGGUAUGGGCCCACCCCAGGAGCCCGCUGUGAGGUCUUCAUCAGCCAGAUCCCUCGGGACACCUACGAGGAUCUGCUGAUCCCCCUGUUCAGCUCUGUUGGGCCCCUCUGGGAGUUCCGGCUCAUGAUGAACUUUAGCGGCCAGAAUCGCGGCUUCGCCUACGGCAAAUACGACUCGCCCGCCGCGGCUAACGAAGCCAUCCGGCUGCUGCACGGUCACAUGCUGGAGCCCGACUUCCGCCUCAGCGUCCGCCGCAGCACGGAGAAGAGACACCUCUGUAUCGGAGACCUGCCGGCCAUCACCAGGCAGGAGGACCUACUGAAGGUGCUGCGUGUAAUGGCCGACGGAGUGGAGAGAGUGUCCCUGAAGGCCGGGCCUGGUAUCGAGGGGGUGUCUGCUAUCGUGGCCUUCUCAUCCCACCACGCUGCUUCUAUGGCCAAGAAGGUGCUGGUGGAAGCAUUCAAGAAGCAGUUUGCAUUGAACAUCUCCAUCAAAUGGCAGUCCACCGUGAAGCCCAGCUUGGACGAGCAGCUGUCUCCACACAAGCCGUCAAAGAGCCUCCUGCCGUCCCCCCUGAAGCCCCCGCGUCACUCGCAGCCCUCGGCUCUGCCCCCUCGCAUGGCCCGCCCUCCACCCGUCCCCCUGGGUUUCUGCAGGGCAGUGGGAGGACCCACUGUCCCCCAGUACCCUCCCAGUUCCUCCACCUCUUCCUCCCAGAGGCACCUCGUGUCCACGGCGCCCUCGCCAUCCCCCGCGGCGCUCCUGCGUGAGCUGUGUGAGGCGACCGCCGUCGGCCCGCCGCUCUAUGAGAUAUGCUACAGCCACUCGGGGCCUGAUGGAUUCCUCUACUUUACCUACAAGGUGUGCAUCUCCGGGAUCACCACAGCCUUUAAAGGGCUGGUCAUGAUCUUCCCCGGACCCUCGCCCACCACCAUGCUGGAAGAAGCUCGGCGGGCUGCAGCCCAGCAGGUGCUGCACAGGCUGUACAAUAACCAGCUCGCCCACUAG